This is a messenger RNA of Protopolystoma xenopodis, 300 nucleotides long. NCBI's taxonomy places the organism in Eukaryota, Metazoa, Platyhelminthes, Monogenea, Polystomatidea, Polystomatidae. The record is from the annotation of a GenBank genome assembly.
AUGUAUUCCUCUAAUCCUUCUGGCCGUCAUGUCCUAUCGGAAUUCUCCAUGCCGGGCCACCAAUCUUCUGUUAAAUCAACAGCUUUAAAUGCCAGUUUGGGGGCUUCUGCAUCCAUAUCUCCUGGCUUGCCAAUAAUUGUCUCUCGAGGCCAUGAAGGACAGUACGAGGACUUUGAAACCAUCGACUGGGUGAAGGAUAUUGCCCGAGACAGAAACCGACAUCGUCUCUUGCAUGGGAGCAAAGUUUGUUCUACUCUUAAUUUUUUCAGCUCAUAUUCUUUUAUACUCGUGCUGGUUUGA